Microcebus murinus (gray mouse lemur) is the source of this 3849-nucleotide messenger RNA. Its product is annotated as UDP-glucuronosyltransferase 1A8-like. The record is from RefSeq and is a predicted model, not a curated record. Gene Ontology annotation, molecular function: UDP-glycosyltransferase activity. Lineage: Eukaryota; Metazoa; Chordata; Mammalia; Primates; Cheirogaleidae.
UUUUUAUUUUUAAUUGUGGCAAAAUACAGAUAAUAUAAAACUUACAUCUUAGCCACUUUUACAUGUGUAGUUCAGUAUUGAGUGUGCUCACAUUGCUGUGCAGGCGUUACCACCAUUCGUGGCCAGAACGCUUUUUUCAUCUUCCCCACCAAAACUUUGGAUCCAUGAAACAAUAAUUCACCAUUCCUCCCUCACCCUAGCCACCAGCAACCAUUUCACUCUCUGAUUCUAUGAAUUUGACUAUUUUAGAUACCUUAUAUAAGUGGAAUUACAUAGUAUGAGUCUUUUUGAGACUGGAUUAUUUCCCUUGGUAAAUGUCCUCGAUGCACACAUAUGUGUGUGUGUGUACAAAAUCUCAUUUUGCUUAUGCAUUGAUUGGUGGAUGGACACCUGGGUUGCUUUACCUCUUCACACCUCUGUUGUGAGUAAUGCUGCUAUGGACAUGGCUGUAUAACCUUGAAUGUUGAACCAGACUUGGAUUCCUGGGAUAAACUCCACUUGAUUAUGGUAUACUCUAUGUUUAUAUAUUUUUAUAUGUUUUUGAAUUAGAUUUGCUAAAAUUUUGUUUAGAAUUUUUGCAUCUAGGGACAUGAGGGUCUGUAGUUUUUCUUUCUUGUAAGGUUUCAGUAUUGAAGGGUUUGUAGGGUUUGUGGCAGUGAGUGGCUGGCUUUUAGUAAGGCUUUUUGUAAGGUUUCCUAUACAUUGCAGAGAUGCUUGUCUAUGCUGGUCUCAUAGAAUGAAUGUGGAAAUUCCCUACGCUCCAAUUUUAUGGACUAGAUAGGGAGGAAUUGGCAUUCUUUCUUCCUUCCAUGAUUGGUAGAAUUCAUCAGUGAAGUCAUCUGGACCUGAUGUUUUAUUUGUGGGAAAGGUUGAAUUAUAAAUUUGAUUUCAACUUGAAAAGUAUAGGUUAUUUCUAUUUUGAUUAUUUGUUCUUGGGUAAAGUCAGGUAGCUUGUGUGUUUUCAGGAAUUUGUCCAUUUCACUUAAGUUCUGGAACUUUUUGGCAUAAAUGUGUUCAUGAUAUUCUAUUAUAAUAUACUAUCUAUAAAAUGUGUGGUAAUGUCACCUCUCUCAUUCUUGUUAUUGGUAAUUGUUUUCUUCUCUCCCUCUUUUUUCUGAUCAGCGUGCCGAGACCAUUGUCAAGUUAAUUGAUCAUCUCAAAGAAAUAGCUUUGUGUUUUAAUGAUUUUCUCUGUUGUUUUUCUAUUUUCUAUUUCAUUGAUUUGUACUCUGAAGUAAGCCUCCAAGGAAGAAGAUCCCUCAAUGCCAUUUUUAGUUUUCAAUGACAAUCAUCUGAAGGUACUCCAGUAAGCAGAUGUCUAGUAACAGAAAGAGCCCUUUUGUGUUCCUGACAAGGCUUAUACUCCCAGAAGGGCUGCAGAAGCCCUCAUUAAAUGGUCCUCCAGGUGUUACCUGAUGCACACCAAUGGGCUCUCCCAUGAAGGCAUCUGGAAAACCUUCAUAAUGCAAUUCAGUCCCGUGCCACAAAUGUGCCUGUGUACUUUCUCUGCGCAAGACAUAGCAUGGGCACUCUGGAAAGAGACUGAAACAGGAAGAACAUACAUCCUGUGACCGCAAGGAAUGCUCAGCACAGUGGGGGAGACCAGUACAUCUUUCCUAAAGGAGGGUCUCAUGAGGUGAUGGGGCGAGCCCACAGCAGAGGUCUGUACCCCUGGCUGGAAUGUGGAAGUGUGGAGGACAGAGGGAGGCGUCUCAGCAGAGUGCUGGGGCAGCACAGGGCAGUGACCACCCACUGCAUGCAGCGUAGCUGAGGGAAGCAAUUUGAAAUACCUGCCAGUCACUUCCCAUCACAUGCCUCGAUUGGUCCAUGAGGAAGGAGUUGUCCAACUUAUUUCAGCAUUUCAGAGGCAUCAGUGGUUUGGAAACAGAAACAGACAAGCAGUAAUUCCUACACAUUGCAGAGAUGCUUGUCAACAAUUUCUUGCCAGUUUAGGAGGUCAAUGCUAAGGACCUCGCUGUGUUUCCUGGAAACAUAGAUGUUGAUUUCUUUCUGGGUAGAGAGCCUUUGGUAUUUUGAAGAUAAAAUUCCACAUUUUGCUUUGGGACAAAUUCUAAAAAUACAAGCUUUAUUCAAAUUUACUUUUCUUUUUAUCUUUCUGAGUUGUCCAAGUUCAAAAGUAUUGCUUAAUAAAUCUGUUUCUAAACUCACAUUGUUGUACCAGCGUGAACUGUCCCCAGGGCAAAGAUCGCAGGCUACUUUUGCCUGGAAAUUUGUAAUUGGGAAUCUCAGCAAAUGCUAAUCAUUUAUUAUUGUGCUUAUGAGUAAAUCAUUGGCCAUGUGUGUGGCUUUUAGUAAACAUGUGAGUACACGCCCUGUGUUGGGUGCAGCUUUGUGCCUGCACUUCUCCUGCCUGCUGCAUUACACAAGCUGGGGAUCCAGGCGGCUGGGUUGCUCCUGGCUGCGGUUCUGCCAUGGCUCCUGCAGCGCUGCCCGGGCCCCUGGCCUUGUGUGUGUGUUUGCUGCUGACGUCCGGCCUGGCCAAGGCAGGCAAGCUGCUGGUGGUGCCCAUGGACGGCAGCCACUGGUUUACCAUGCGGUCCGUGGUGGAGAAUCUCAUCCACAAAGGGCACGAGCUGGUUGUGGUCAUUCCGGACGUGAGUUGGCAACUGGGACAAUCAUUGAAUUGUACAGUGAAGACUUAUAAAACUUCUCACACCCUGGAGGAUUUGAACCGUGCGUUUAUGAGUUUUGCUGAUGCUCAAUGGAAAAAUCAGGGUCAAACUUUAUAUUCUCUUUUAAUGACUACAGCCAGAGGUUUCUUUGAAAUUAUUUUUUCGCACUGUAGGGAUUUGUUUAAUGACAAAAAAUUAGUAGAAUACUUAAAAGAGAGUUCUUUUGAUGCUGUGUUUUUGGAUCCUUUUGAUAUGUGUGGCUUAAUCGUUGCCAAGUACUUUUCGCUCCCCUCUGUGGUCUUCAGCCGGGAUGUAUUUUGUCAUUAUCUUGAGGAAGGUGCCCAGUGCCCGGCUGCUCUUUCUUAUGUUCCCAGAAUUCUCUUAGGAUUCUCGGAUGCCAUGACUUUUAUGGAGAGAGUACGGAACCAUAUCUUCCACUUGGAGGAGCAUUUAUUUUGCCCCCAUUUUUUUAAAACGGGGUUAGAAAUUGCCUCUGAAAUCCUCCAGACACCUGUCACGGCGUAUGACCUCUUCAGCCACACAUCAAUCUGGCUGCUGCGAACCGACUUUGUUUUUGACUAUCCCAGGCCUGUGAUGCCCAACGUGAUCUUCAUUGGUGGGAUCAACUGCAAGCAGGGAAAGCCACUGUCUGAGGUGAGCUGGCUCUCCCUUAGCACAAUAGGCAUAAUCUGGCUUUUGAUUUCCAAAAAAAGAUUCCUUACUGGACUAUGAAUUGUCAUUUACAUUCAUCAAAUUUGGAAUUUCUUUCUGGUUUAAUGAAUUAUUUACUUGUGGAUCAGCAAAUUUUCAAAUUAUGCAUAUAUAUAUAGUGUAAUUAUACACACACACAAUUGAUAUAGUUGUACAUCAUUUCCAAGCUGCAUUUUUAAAAAUAGAAAUGGGGUGUCACUAUGUUGCCUAGCUGGCCUGGAACCUCGUGUCUGAUCCUCCCAGUUCAGCCUCCCCACUGCCUGCGAUUACAGGUUUAUGCUAUGAUUCCCAGCUUCCAGGCUAUAUUUUUUAAUAUUGUUUAUGUGAAAGUAAUGAAAAACACAAUAAGAAAUGUAACUUCCCUUUUUUCCUAAUCCUAUACUAUCCCCUAUAGGAAAACUACUCUGAGAAGUUUUAUAUGCAUCAUUUUCAAUUUUUGAAGUCAUUUUCCAUGUAUCCAUGUAGCCAAUGUAAAUUCUAUGGUAGGUGUAUGUUUCCCUUUUUAU